Messenger RNA from Teleopsis dalmanni, 4799 nucleotides. RefSeq names its product toll-like receptor 7. The record is from RefSeq and is a predicted model, not a curated record. The transcript has a single exon. Lineage: Eukaryota; Metazoa; Arthropoda; Insecta; Diptera; Diopsidae. Gene Ontology annotation, biological process: signal transduction. Gene Ontology annotation, molecular function: protein binding. The coding region runs from base 120 to 4484 and encodes 1454 amino acids.
UAAACAAAAUAAAAUGUACAUAACUCAUAUAAAGUGAAAACGAACUGCCCAAACGCAUAACUCAAAUAAUUAUUAGUUAAAAUUUUUGAAAUUGGGUAUCUAAAUUUGCAGCAGCAAAAAUGUGGAAAAUCUGGCAUUUUGGGGAGUUCUAUGCUGCUCGACUAGUCGCUCUGCUGUUGGCCUUAAAUGCAAUUUGUGGAUUUAUGGUCGUAGCAGCCACAAGCAUAUCACCAGCACACUCAGCAGUAGCUGUUACUUCCGCUGCAUCUGCAUUGCCAUCUUCAGCAGUUGACACACUAUCAUUAGCAUCGCCAGCAUCAACGGCAACGUUAUCUUCUGCCUCAGCACUGGCUUCAACGUCCGCAUCAAUAAAUCAAUGUUCCUGGCAGUAUAAUGGCACUAGUUCAGUGCGUUGUGAUUUGCGUACCAUUGAACGUAGUGGCUUGGAUUUACAAGGUGCCGAAGGCACAAGUCAAUUGUUGAUAAAAUGCAGCGAUUUGUAUUCAUUCGAAUCGCAAUUACCGCAAGCAGCUUUCGCGCGCUUGCAGACGCUGGAUGCACUGCGUAUGGAGUCAUGCAAAUUGUUGCAACUGCCCAAUAACGCAUUUGAAGGACUGAGCGCUGUAAAAACGUUAGCAGUGAAUACACGCAAUGCUGAUUGGGGUCCGAGCAAAACAUUAGAGCUGUUUCCAGACUCAUUGAUAGGUUUGAAGCAAUUGACUGAGCUGGAUCUGGGUGAUAACAAUCUGCGCGCCUUACCUGCUGGAUUUCUGUGCCCUGUAGGCAAUUUGCAAACACUAAAUUUGACGCACAAUCGUAUACGAGUGGCUGAGAAUUUGGGCUUUGCUGACAUGAACUGCAAUGGUGGCAGUGAGUUGCAAGUGUUUGAUGCUAGUUUCAAUGAUUUGCGCUCUAUCACUGAAAGCUGGGGCAUUUCACGUUUGCGUCGUCUGCAACAUUUAAAUUUGCAACACAACAAUAUAUCGGAGUUAUCUGGCGAAGCAUUGGCUGGGCUGAGUUCGUUGCGUAUUGUUAAUUUGAGUUUCAAUCAUUUGGAGACCUUGCCAGAGGGUUUAUUUGCCGGUUCAAAGGAGUUGCGUGAAAUUCACUUGCAGCACAACGAUUUAUAUGAGCUGCCCAAGGGCCUGUUUCAUCGUCUUGAACAGUUGCUGGUAGUCGAUUUAUCUGGCAAUCAGUUAACUUCAAACCAUAUCGACAACACUACUUUUGCUGGCUUGAUACGCUUGAUUGUAUUAAACUUGGCACACAACGCAUUAACACGCAUCGAUUAUCGCACCUUUAAGGAGCUGUACUUCCUGCAAAUACUUAAUUUGCGUAACAACUCAAUUGGCCACAUUGAGGACAAUGCAUUCUUGCCACUCUACAAUCUGCAUACAUUGAAUUUAGCAGAAAAUCGUUUGCAUACAUUGGAUGACAAACUGUUCAAUGGCUUAUAUGUGCUCUCCAAGUUGACACUGAAUAAUAAUCUGAUAAGUGUCAUCGAGUCGAAUGUUUUCAAAAAUUGCUCUGAUUUGAAGGAGCUGGACUUGAGUUCAAAUCAACUGAAUGAGGUACCACGUGCUCUGCAGGACUUAUCCAUGUUACGCACUCUCGAUCUAGGUGAGAAUCAAAUACGUACAUUUGACAAUCAAAGCUUCAAAAAUUUGCAUCAAUUAACUGGUUUGCGCCUGAUUGACAACCAGAUUGGCAAUAUAACAAAAAGCAUGUUUGCAGACUUGCCACGCUUAAGUGUCUUAAAUUUGGCCAAAAAUCGCAUACAAAGCAUUGAACGUGGCUCCUUUGACAAAAAUUUCGAACUAGAAGCCAUACGCCUGGAUCGCAAUUUUCUCUCAGACAUAAAUGGUGUGUUCGCUACACUCGUUUCGCUGCUUUGGCUGAAUUUAUCAGAAAAUCAUCUCGUCUGGUUUGAUUACGCCUUCAUACCAUCUAAUUUAAAGUGGCUCGAUAUUCAUGGCAACUACAUUGAAGUACUGGGUAAUUACUACAAACUGCAGGAGGAAAUACGCGUCAAAACCCUCGAUGCUAGUCACAAUCGUUUGACUGAAAUUGGUGCCAUGUCCAUACCGAACACCAUCGAAUUGCUGUUCAUUAACAACAAUCACAUCAGCACAGUGCAUCCGAAUGCUUUCGUUGAUAAGGUGAAUUUGGCGCGUGUUGAUUUAUAUGCAAAUGCGAUGUCGAAGCUGCAAUUGCAGCAAUUACGCGUUGCGCCAGUGCCACCCACAAAGCCAUUACCUGAAUUUUAUCUCGGCGGUAAUCCGUUCGAGUGUGACUGCACCAUGGACUGGCUGCAGCGCAUUAAUAAUGUCACAACACGUCAACAUCCACGAGUUAUGGACUUGCCAAAUAUUGAAUGCGUUAUGCCACAUGCACGGGGCGCUCCAGUUCGUUCGCUAACCAGUCUCAAGCCGCAAGACUUUUUGUGCCGCUAUGAAUCACAUUGUUUUGCGCUGUGCCACUGCUGCGACUUUGAUGCAUGCGAUUGUGAAAUGACGUGCCCCAACAAUUGCACUUGUUACCAUGACCAAAUAUGGUCAACAAAUGUCGUUGACUGUGGUAAUCAGCAAACCACUGAGCUGCCACGUCGUGUGCCUAUGGACUCUAGCAUUGUGUACUUAGACGGCAAUAAUUUUCCCGUGCUGAAAAAUCAUGCCUUCAUUGGUCGCAAAAAUUUGAAGUCACUUUACGUAAAUGGCAGUCAGGUAGUCAGCAUACAGAAUCGCACAUUCGCUAGUUUGGUCACACUGCAAAUGCUGCACCUGGCAGAUAAUCGCCUGCAAACUCUGCACGGUUAUGAGUUUGAGCAUUUGUCGGCUUUGCGCGAACUCUAUUUACAGAACAACCUGUUGACGUCGAUUGAGAAUGCAACGCUGGCACCGCUUAUCUCGCUGGAAGUGCUGCGAAUUGAUGGCAAUCGCUUAGUGACGUUGCCCAUUUGGCAGUUGCAACUACCACAAUUUAAACAACUUCGCGUUUUAGGCUUGGGCCGCAACCAUUGGAGCUGUCGCUGCAAAUUCCUACACGAGCUGACAACUUAUGUUGCUGACAAUGCCUUGAUUGUGCAGGACUCACAGGAUAUAUAUUGCAUGGAUGUUGGCAGCGCCGAGCAGCAGCUAAAAGGCGCUGAACCACAAAAACGUGAAAUCGAUUUUAAUACCACAGCAGCGUGCACUGAUUACUAUGCAGGCGGCUCCGUGCUACAGAAUGGCAUACCCAAAUCAUACAUACCAUUGCUAGCAGCAGCUCUGGCAUUGGUAUUUCUGCUCGUUGUAGCUAUUGUCAUAUUUGUGUUUCGUGAAUCUUUACGUAUUUGGUUGUUUGCCCAUUAUGGUGUGCGCGUCUUUGGGCCACGUUGUGAGGAAUCCGAAAAACUAUAUGAUGCAGUGCUGCUGCAUUCAGCUAAAGACUCAGAGUUUGUGGGGCAAUAUUUGGUAGCCGAACUUGAAACAGGUCGUCCACCUUUGCGCGUUUGCCUACAGCAUCGAGAUUUGGCGCACGAUGCAACACAUUAUCAAGUGCUUGAGGCAUCACGUGUAUCACGGCGCAUUGUCAUCUUGUUAUCGCGCAAUUUUCUGCAAACAGAAUGGUCGCGUUGUGAACUACGGCGUGCCGUGCAUGAUGCAUUACGUGGACGACCACAAAAGCUAGUUAUUAUUGAAGAGCCUGAAGUAUUAUUUGAAGCUGAAAGUGAUAUUGAAUUGUUGCCAUAUUUAAAAACAUCUGCUGUGCAUCGUAUACGUCGCACGGACAGACAUUUCUGGGAAAAAUUACGCUAUGCACUGCCGGUUGAUUAUCCCACAUAUCGAGGCAAUAAUUACACACUCGAUCACAACCAUGAACGCAUCAAGCAACCAGCUAGUCCUGGCAUACUAUACCGCCAAGCGCCACCACCAGCUUACUGCCAAGAGGGUGCUGAAGGUGAACAAAAUUACUCUUCCGCAACCACAGCCACACCAAGUCCACGACCUCAACGACGCGGUGUUGAACAUGCUACACUACAUCAUCCCAUUGCAGCCACCCACUUACAUCCAAAUGCAGCAGCGCAUCGAAACAGUGCAGUCGAAGUGGGUAAUGCACAGUAUUAUCAUAAUAGCACUGGUGGCGCUAACCAAUCUUAUGUGGGAGGCCGACCGCCAUCUGAACACAUCUACUCCAGCAUUGAUUCCGAUUACUCCACGCUGGAGAACGAACAAAUGCUAAUGAUGCCACCGCCAUCACCACCAGUAAACGUUGGUAACGGUAAUGGCAACAGCAUACAACGCAUGCACCAGCAACAACUGCUGCAGCAACACCAACAGCAACACCAACAGCAACAGCAGCAUUCGCAGACAUGGCGACCGCAACAAAAUCAAAAACAACGCACCGAUCACAGUGGCACAUUAACCGCAAACGCAGUUGCAGCGCCAACAACAGCCUUGACAGGACAACAGCAAGGACAACACGUGCAGGCAUAUUUAGUGUAAAUGUAGUGCUAGUAAAUCUAUUAUUAAAAAUAUUGACAUACAUUGGAAACAAUGUAGCAUGUAUGUAUGAAGAGAAAAAGGACUGGUUCCUCUAUUUAAUAAAAUCGCAUAAAUUUAAAUUAUUUAUAAAAAUAUAAUAUAUAGAAAAAAAAAAAAUACAUAAAAAAGAUAUAAAAUUGGCUGUUGCUCACUCAGCACAGCUGCAACUGAGAGACAAACUACUUAAACCCAGUGAAUAGUAUAGGACGUACGUAAUUGAAUUUUCCUCAUCUGGUAUAUAAUUAAAUAUGUAUGUAUUCUAACUGCUACGAUUGA